This is a messenger RNA of Gadus morhua (Atlantic cod), 2244 nucleotides long. RefSeq names its product insulin receptor substrate 2. Gene Ontology annotation, biological process: insulin receptor signaling pathway. Gene Ontology annotation, molecular function: phosphatidylinositol 3-kinase binding; insulin receptor binding. The record is from RefSeq and is a predicted model, not a curated record. Gene Ontology annotation, cellular component: cytosol; plasma membrane. Bases 245 to 2005 code for a protein of 586 amino acids. Lineage: Eukaryota; Metazoa; Chordata; Actinopteri; Gadiformes; Gadidae. The transcript is spliced from 5 exons.
CCAAUUUGGCGGCCCCCUUGUUUACGCGCGGAAUAAGGUCUCCUUCAGGUGCCAUGACGUCACAGAAUGAGUGGAAACAACAAACAAAGUUUCAAACCAAGUCGCUGAGUCCUCGCAUUCCUCAUUUCCUCAACUCGAUGCCCACGUUUUCUUCUGAGGCAUUCAAUUGGGAAAUAUUUUGCAUAGCCUAUGGUCGAAACAUUUACAGCGUAGUUAAGAAACCUAUAGCACGCUUAUUUGUUUCAUGACGACGACUCACGCAGCUGUUGGGGAAAUGAGCAAGGCCGCAGAGGCGUGUGGCUGCUGCAGUCCUACUCCUGACCCCAGCGCGCCCACAGCAUCCCCAGGUCGAAGCGGUCCGAUCUGGGAUAAGGUAUCCCUCGUCUCGACCUCCCCUGCCCACGACGGGGCUCUCUUCGUUGGCCCUCCAGCGGCCCGCUACUCCGGGACAGGCGGCUUGACAGCCGUUGGGGUCGCCGCGGGGGACCACGACGUGGUGAAGCGGGGGUACAUGGGGAAGGCCGAGCUGCACCACAGACGUUACUUCGUCCUCAGUGCUGGGAGUCCCACCCGACCAGCUCUUUUAGAGUGGUAUGACACCGAGGAGAGGUUCAAGGAGAUAGAGAAGCACCCUGCAGCAGCAGGGAAAGCGCUGUUCGGCUGCCACAAGCGAAGAGUGAUUAAUCUUCGUUGCUGCCUCGGCGUGAGCAAAGUGUCGAGUACGAGUAAAGGCCACACGGUGGAGCUUUACGCAAAGGAUUACACUCUGGUUAUGGUGGCCGAAGACACAGGCCAGCAAGAAGACUGGUACUGGGCCGUGAAGAGAUUGAUCGAGGAGGAGCAGAGAUACGAAGAUGACACUGAGGAGAGGGGAGAGGGGGAAGACGAAGGAGGAGAACGUUUGGACGAUGAGGACGAUGGAUAUUGUACUCUUACUUCUGGUGUAUUUAAAGAGGUUUGGCUCGUCACCGUGAAGCCCAGGGGACUGGGUCGCACCAAGUCCCUCGCGGGGGAGAUGCGGCUCUGCCUCUCGGCCGACUCGCUCGUCCUGGUCAGAGGGCCGGCGGCCGGCUGGCCCCGGUUGCCGGGGGUGACGCUGCCCUUGCUCAGUGUGCGCCGCUACGGUCACCGCGAUGGGAUGUUCUUCCUGGAGCUGGGGCGCAGUGCUCCGUACGGGCCGGGGGAGGUGUGGAUGGAGGCCGUGGACCAAGCGGACCUGAGCUUGGCCCAGCAGGUCCACGAGGCGGUCCGAGAGGCGGUCCGGGCCCUCAGGGUCCUGCCGGACUUCAGGCUCUCCCCAGGGGCCUCGGACACCCAGACACCAAGAGUCCGGGGGGGGGCCUGCUCCCGAGACAAGGUCGGGCGAGAAGUCCCGCGUGCAGCGCCACCUCGGCACGCCCUCCCCGCCGCCGCCGCCGCCGAAACCGUCCAAUCACAGCUAGCGUCCGGCGCCUGUCCCUACGACGGCGGAUCUCUCGGUGGCUCGAGCGACGGUUCGAGUCCCUGUCUCCGGUCUCAUCUGAGCUCCGCCCACCAGGCCAGCGGUUACAUGGAGAUGGCUGUGGAGGCGGUGUCCAUGGCGACCGUCUCCUGCGGCACGUAUAUGACGAUGUCCCCCCAAGGUACCCGCCACACUCCGCACGGGGAGGACUACGUUGCCAUGGCGAGCCCGCGGCCGCCUCCACCCUGGACCAAUCUUUCGACCUGCAUGUCAGCCGUGAAGAUCAACAGAUUCAGCCCAGACGACCACCAAUCGUAUCCCCCGACAUUCUGCACUGGCCGACACGAUUGGUCGUUCCCGCCGUUCAGACGAAGGGAGCCGGAAGACCCCAGCCAAUCGGAGUUGCUGAAUCUUUCUCGUCACACAUCCCAGGGAGAGGAGGAGGAGCCUACUUGUCGUCCCGCCUCCAGACCGGUCCGGGCCGAUUUUGACCGGUAUGGUCUGGGGAGAUACAUGAUGUCAUCGUGUAUGCCAUCUUGUCUGAGGCAUGAAGAGGACGAAUGAGGAGCGAGGAACCGCUCCAAUGAUAGAGGCUUUAUUUUUGUAAAAAAGUUAUACGGAUACAGAGGAGACAACGUCUCGUUGGGAUUGGAUGGUUAAGGUAUAUGUAUUCACCUUCAUGUGGACAGCAGACCUUUAUAAUUUAUGCUAUUAAUAAUUAUAUAUGUUUUGGGUGAUUGUACGUUGUCUUUUUUGCAUUAGGUUUGUCACAAAGGUGAAUAAUGAAUAAAUGGGUGAAUAUC